AUGCUGAUGUGUAAACAUUUAUGUAAGUUACUAGCGGUAGUCGUAUGUCAACUUUUGAAUAGAAAUAUGACACUCAUCAAACAAAUUACUGUAAUCUUGAUUUUCUUCAUAUCGCUGUCCCAGACGUUUGUUUUAGAUUGUGAAUUUGAUCCAAUUACGUGGGCAUCAGUUCCAACCUACUAUGGUUGCAAGGCAGAUGUAAUACACACCGGAAGUGUCAGUGAAAUUGAUAAUGUGAUUGGAGAGCAUUGGGAUGACCAUAAUAAUACCCUCGUGGAAUUUAUUUACGUUUACAAUCAAACAUUGCCUCGGAUUCCACUCAAUCUCAAAACAUUUUUUCCCAACAUUAAAGGCAUUGAGUGGCAUUCUUCGAAACUUCAGAAAGUUACAGCAGAAGAUUUGGAACCAUUUCCACACCUAACACACUUUGCUUCGUUUUAUAAUCCAUUGGGAUCACUUGAUGGCGACCUUUUUAAACACAACCCAAAUAUGCUUUGGAUUUACAUUUACAACAGCUCUUUGAAGUCAAUUGGAGAAGAUUUUUUCAGUAACUUGAACGAGCUCACGUUUUUGAAUUUCGAGAAAAACCUUUGCAUAAAUGCUGUGGCAAAAACACCCAGUGAAAUAGAAAAACUAAAAUCUCAGAUACGUUUGAAGUGCAGUCCACUUAAUACACCAAAACCAGAAACAGUAGAUGAAUUCUGGAAUCACUUUAAAACAAUGAAGGAGAACGUGCUCGAAUUAGCGCAACUUAAUCAUGAACUCGAAAUGAAAGUCAAAGAAUUGUCUUCUGAGGUGAAAACUUUAAUAAAGAACGUGAAAGAUCAAAAGAAAACAAUUGUAAAAUAUGAAAUCCGAUUUACGAAACUUGAACGUAAAAUCAGAGAAUCUAAUUUAAUUAAUUCUAUCAAAGUGGCUGUAACAGAAGCUUUAACUUCAUUGUUCGAUUUAUUGAUAUCAUUUUUCAAAAAACUGAUAAGCUUUUUCGUUAAUAUUCCCGAGAACGAAUUAUAA
Clunio marinus is the source of this 1014-nucleotide messenger RNA. The record is from the annotation of a GenBank genome assembly. NCBI's taxonomy places the organism in Eukaryota, Metazoa, Arthropoda, Insecta, Diptera, Chironomidae.